UGGGACAGGCAACCAGAGGGGGUUGGGAAAAGAGGGAAACAAAAUAUUGGGGCAUGAUCCACCCUUGUAAAGGUUGGUGAGGAGUAAGCACAGAAGGGGCCUUUUAGCUGAGACAGCUCUGAACUGUCACUCUCUUUUCUCCAGGAUGAAAGGGGAGACUCCCGUGAACAGCACCAUGAGUAUUGGGCAAGCCCGCAAGAUGGUGGAACAGCUAAAGAUUGAGGCCAGCCUGUGCCGGAUAAAGGUGUCCAAGGCAGCAGCAGACCUGAUGACUUACUGUGAUGCCCACGCUUGUGAGGAUCCCCUCAUCACUCCUGUGCCCACUUCGGAGAACCCCUUCAGAGAAAAGAAGUUCUUCUGUGCCCUCCUCUGAGCUACUUAGUUCCCACUCUCCUCACCUUUCCCUCUCUGUCCUUCCUUAGGUCGGUAACUGUGGAGACCUUCAGAGGCUCCCCGCAGCCCAUUCCUACCCUUGCCCCGCCCUGUGAGGUUAUCUGAAGCACAAGACCCUGCUCACCCACAUCGACCCCUCUCCUCGCCCUCUGCGGCCAACCCCAAGCAACCCGUGACUAGGGCACUCUUAACUCUACAAUCAGAGAGGUUUCUGCCAAACUGCCAGCGUCCUGUCCACGUCCCUCUGUGACCCGUUCGGACAAUGGAGAGAGGGACGCGCCAGGUGCCUGCUCUCAGUCACACCGGGAGCUACUGGAAGGUUAAAGCCAUUUAAAGAAUAAAU
Messenger RNA from Urocitellus parryii (Arctic ground squirrel), 736 nucleotides. RefSeq names its product G protein subunit gamma 3 (gene Gng3). Gene Ontology annotation, cellular component: heterotrimeric G-protein complex. NCBI's taxonomy places the organism in Eukaryota, Metazoa, Chordata, Mammalia, Rodentia, Sciuridae. Gene Ontology annotation, molecular function: G-protein beta-subunit binding. Gene Ontology annotation, biological process: G protein-coupled receptor signaling pathway. The record is from RefSeq and is a predicted model, not a curated record.